This is a messenger RNA of Botrytis fragariae, 1530 nucleotides long. RefSeq lists its product as uncharacterized. The record is from RefSeq and is a predicted model, not a curated record. The transcript has 2 exons. Lineage: Eukaryota; Fungi; Ascomycota; Leotiomycetes; Helotiales; Sclerotiniaceae. The coding region runs from base 1 to 1530 and encodes 509 amino acids.
AUGUCAAGCUCUCGUGAUCUUGUGCCAUUGACAGUCACAAUUAGUCCCAGCAGAAGUCAAUACCUUUACUUUCCUGCCGAAAAAGACGACAAGGGUAGAGUCGUGAGACGACUUAUAGUUUUCAGGGAGUCGAAGGUUGAAUAUGUAAACGCCGAUCAAAUUGAACCGGGGGUUGACGAGAGAGAAAAAUGCUAUAUCAAAGUCGGCACCAAAUCCAAGGAUUUAGUUUAUGAAUCGACAAAACACGAAAAAUAUCUUUCUGAAAAGCACCAUCCUAAGAGUAAAAUGAAUCACGUAAUGAAUGUCUGGGCGUCGAAAGGCUGGGUUUUUGAUGUUAAAGGCAAUCCUCUGCCAUCUUCUCUCCCAGCUUUAUCUGAACAGUCAAGCGUCAAAACGGGCACGCCACAAAACACUCAAGGAAAGAACAAUCUCUUCGGCAAUACUCUCCAAACUAUAGCAAAAGAAAAAACAGCCGAAUUGGAGGCGUCAAACAAAGCUAGAGAUGGUAAAAGCGUCUCUAGUAACCCUCAAGCUUCGUCUAAGCCGAAAAACGCCAAUAGAAAAAGAAAGGACAAAAAGGUGGGACCUUUUCUGGUGUCAGAUAGUGAGUCCGAUCCCGAUUUUUCAUCCGGUUUAGAAAGAAAACCUGUGAAUCCGAAGCCUGCAGCAGAUAGCAAACCAAAAAAGGUAGGGGGAGAAAAUGAGAGAGCAGUGCAUGAGAAACAGCCAAUCAGAAAUGAGGCAUUAAAUAAAACUAGGGAUAGUAAAAAAAUCUCCAGUCCUCUCUCAAUUUCAUCUAAACCAACAGACGCCAGGACCCCCAGGCGAGGACCUCCUAAGGUGUUAGAUAGUGAGUCCGAUUCCGAUUCUUUAUUCGUUUCAGAAAAAAAACCUGCGCAUCAGAAAUCUGCGGUAGAUGACAAGAGAAGAAAGGCAAUCAGGAACCCUUUAGCGAGGGAAUUGUUUCCGUCGGACGAAGAUGAUAAUUCCACAUCUUUAGAACCGCGCCACAAAUCAAAAACCGCAGGAGGCAAAACUAUAGAACCUACUAAGCCUGCCAAGAAGACGACAACGAAUACUGAUCUAACGGGCGACAAGUCCAACAGAAGAGAGGGACGUGAAAGAUCAAAGUUCGAGAGAGUUGGAGCGACUGGUGAAUCGAGUGGUGGAACCGCAAGGGCGCGUGAUGAUCGUAGUAAGAGCCCUGAAAGAGCCUCUAGAAAGCCUGAAGUCCAGCGUCAAAGGGGAGACAGUUCCCGUACUUCCUCUCGUACACCCGCAGGAGUGGCAGUAAAGAAAGAAAGCACGAGCACAGGUAAAAGUCGUUCAUCCAGAACGCGCACUGGCAACGAGCUUGCCUCAACCGCAGGCUUAUAUUACGAGUCUAAGGGUGCCUACACCCAGGGGAGAAAAACUUGGUCUACUGAAGAGAUUGACCCAAACAGACCACCAACAGAAAAGGAGCUACGAGAUAUGGAACUAGAGGAUGCGCGAAGGACGUGGAAAAAGAAGCAUGGAACAGAGCUUUAA